Messenger RNA from Trichomonas vaginalis G3, 882 nucleotides. Its product is annotated as carboxylic ester hydrolase protein. The transcript has a single exon. The coding region runs from base 1 to 882 and encodes 293 amino acids. The record is from RefSeq and is a predicted model, not a curated record. Gene Ontology annotation, molecular function: hydrolase activity. Lineage: Eukaryota; Parabasalia; Trichomonadida; Trichomonadidae.
AUGUCAAUUGGAUUAAAAGUUAUCAAUUUCCACCUUAAACUCUUCAAUUUCAAGAAACAAUUAGAGAAUGAAUGCAAAUCAAAGAAGUUUUGGAUUAAUCCUACCCCAUUUCCGUUCUUCCUUAAGUGGAAAUAUGAUUUUUCAGAAACAAAAUUCCAAAACCGAAGCUACUGGACAGUCAAGCCAAAGAAUGCUGAAUCCAACAAGGUUUUCUUAUACUUCCAUGGUGGAGCAUAUAUCAGAAACAUCAUCUUUUGGCAGUGGAUGAUGGUUGCAGAUUUAAUUUCAAGAACCAAUGCAACCUUUAUCGUUCCUAACUACCAAAUUGCUCCAUUCUGGAAAUACAACGAUACUUAUGAGUUCAUCAAAGCCAAUUACUUGGAAAUUUUAGAAAAAUAUCCCGGUAAAGAGAUAGAAUUCAUCGGCGACUCAGCUGGUGGUGGAUUUAUUCUUAGCCUAUCAAUGUCAUUACGAGAUAGCAAAAUUAAACAGCCAAAGCACCUAUUUUUACUUUCUCCAUGGAUUGACGUCACAGGUAAGAAUCCAGGCUACCAUGGCAUGGAAUCCAUUGAUUUACUAUCUGAUUAUGAGGGUGGAAGACUCGCUAGUGACCUCUAUGUUGGAGAUCUUGAGAAAACUGAUCCAAGAAUCAGUCCUAUCUUUGGAGAAUUCCAUGACCUUCCAAGAAUGACUAUUUUCGUUGGCACUCAUGAUUGCUUAGUGGCUGAUUGCAGAAUUCUGCAUAAGAAACUCAAUGAUGCAAAGAUUGAACACGAAUACCAUGAAUUUCCAAAUAUGUUCCACGUUUUCAUGGCUAUUACACCUCUCAAAGAGGCUCAAAUUGCAAAUCAAAGAGUUGCUGAUGUAGUAAACAAGGCAUAA